AUGUCUGUUUUCCUCCCUCUCCUCGACGCCGACCUACGGGACGACGCCCUGCUGACUGCCCUCGCCCGCAUCGGCCCACUCAUCGUACCCUCAAACCUUACCGAUGCCGCUUUCGUCCCCCAGAACGCGACCCGGUACAUUCUGGUCGAUACUGACUCAUCUCUGAGCCCGGACGAGAUCAUCUCCCUCCUCGACCGCGGCGCAGACAAGGUCAUCGUCCCUCCAGGUCUCGCAAAAGGACUCGCAGGUACUGUGCCUGCGGAGAGGCUACUGCUGCUGCUCGAUGUUGCGAACGUCUCUGCCGUCUCCGACACCGUGCGGAACGGGGUGUCCGGCGUGCUCAUCAAGUCGCCGUCGGUAGACGUCGACUUCAUCGGCUCCUUCUCGCGCUUUUUCGCUGGAUCUUCUGUCCAUGUUCUCCCUACGGCCUCUGCGGAGCCCCCCUCGCGCUCAACGAUCCGCGGCCUUCACGGUGCGAAGACGACGCUAGUCAUCCCGACGUCCCUCCUCACUCUCGCCGCCACGGACGCCAAGCACAUCAACGUCGCAGAUGCGUUCCUCGCGAGCAUCACGUCCGAUCGCAAGGACGGUCUCUUCCCCACUGUCGUCUCCUCAUACCUCGAUGGCGGGCGCACGCUCGGCCUUGUCUACUCGUCCUACGAGUCGGUGAAGGAGAGCAUCGUCUCUGGCAAGGGCGUGUACCAGUCCCGCAAGCAUGGGCUCUGGCGCAAGGGCGAGACGUCCGGUGCGACACAGGACAUCGUCAGCAUCCGCCUGGACUGCGACGCCGACGCGCUCGAAUUCUCCGUCGUCCAACACGGAACGGGGUUCUGCCACCUCGAGCGACAGUCCUGUUUCGGCACAGGCGAGCUGACCGGCCUCGCCGCGCUGGAACACACGCUGCAAUCACGUCUGGAGGCGGCUCCAGAGGGCUCGUACACCCGCAGGCUGUUCGAGGAUCCAGCGUUGCUGCGCUCUAAAAUUAUGGAGGAGGCAGAUGAGCUCUGCCGCGCACAGACGAAGGAAGAAGUCGUCUUCGAAGCUGCUGAUCUUCUAUAUUUUGCCCUCACACGGUGCGUUGCAGAGGGCGUGACGCUCGCCGACGUCGGGCGAUCGCUCGACAGGAAGGCGAAAAAUGUGACACGCCGUCCCGGAAACGCAAAACCACAAUGGAGCCAGGAGCCGACCCCCGGCGAAGCAGCUGCGCACAACGCUACGGUGCCUGCCCCUGGCCCUGCUCCUGCUGCGGUAAUCGCGGCGAAUGCAGACCCAGAAGCCCCCAUCCGGAUGCGCACGUACGACCUCUCCGCGAUCGCCCCGGCGGAGCGCGCCCAGCUGCUCCGCCGGCCCGUCCUCAAGUCCGACGAGAUGAUCGCGAAGGUGCGGCCCAUCGUCGAGCACGUCCGCGCGCACGGCGACGCCGCCCUCCUCGAGCUCACCGCCAAGUUCGACAAGGCGCAGCUCGCGUCCCCAGUCAUCCGCCCCCCCUUCGCCCCGGAGACGAUGGAGCUCCCCGACGACGUGCGGCGCGCGAUCGACGUCGCGUACGCAAACAUCUACAAGUUCCACAAGGCGCAGAGCGCGGAGGGCCCGCUCACUGUGGAGACCAUGCCCGGGGUCGUCUGCUCCCGCUUCGCCCGCCCCAUCGCGCGCGUCGGGCUCUACGUCCCCGGGGGCACCGCGAUCCUGCCCUCCACCGCGCUCAUGCUCGGCAUCCCCGCGCAAGUCGCGGGCUGCAAGGAGAUCGUGCUCGCGACCCCGCCCCGCCCCGACGGCAGCGUCUCCCCCGAGGUCAUGUACGUCGCGCAGCUCGUCGGUGCCUCCGCGAUCCUCCGCGCGGGCGGCGCGCAGGCCGUCGCCGCGCUCGCCUACGGCACCGCGACGGUCCCGAAGGUCGACAAGAUCUUCGGCCCCGGCAACCAGUGGGUGACCGCCGCGAAGAUGCUCGUCCAGAACGACACGGACGCGCUCGUCGCGAUCGACAUGCCCGCGGGCCCGUCCGAGGUGCUCGUGAUUGCGGACCGCACGGCCGACGCCGCGUUCGUCGCCGCGGACCUCCUCUCGCAGGCCGAGCACGGCGUCGACUCGCAGGUCGUGCUCGUCGCCGUCGACCUUCCGCCCGAGCGCGUCGCCGCGAUCGAGGCCGAGGUCGACAGGCAGGCGCGCGCGCUGACGCGGGUGGACAUCAUGCGGCAGUCGAUCCCGAAGAGCAUCAUCGUCCGCGCGGGCUCGCUCGAGGAGGCCAUCGCGUUCUCGAACGACUACGCGCCGGAGCACCUGAUCCUACACUUGGAGAACGCCCCAGCGGCCGUGGCUCUGGUGGACAACGCGGGCAGCGUCUUCGUUGGGCCCUACUCUCCGGAAAGCUGCGGAGACUACGCUUCCGGCACGAACCACACGCUGCCCACCAACGGCUACGCACGUCAAUUCAGCGGUGUCAACACGCUGUCCUUCCAAAAGCACAUCACUUCUCAGGAGGUCACUGCAGACGGCCUGAAGAGUCUUGGCCCCGUCGUAGCCACUCUCGCAGACUGCGAAGGUCUCGACGCUCACGCUAAUGCAGUCCGUAUACGGCUUCGUGCUCUUGCAUAG
Messenger RNA from Dichomitus squalens LYAD-421 SS1, 2592 nucleotides. RefSeq names its product histidine biosynthesis trifunctional-protein. Gene Ontology annotation, molecular function: phosphoribosyl-ATP diphosphatase activity; phosphoribosyl-AMP cyclohydrolase activity; histidinol dehydrogenase activity. The record is from RefSeq and is a predicted model, not a curated record. NCBI's taxonomy places the organism in Eukaryota, Fungi, Basidiomycota, Agaricomycetes, Polyporales, Polyporaceae. Gene Ontology annotation, biological process: L-histidine biosynthetic process. The transcript has 3 exons. The coding region runs from base 1 to 2592 and encodes 863 amino acids. Gene Ontology annotation, cellular component: cytoplasm.